GCCGGUGACACGGCGUGCCGCCGCCGCCGCCGCCUCACGCCCCAGUCGCCCUCAGCAUGGAGAAGGAGGAGCAGCGAGCAGACCGGCCGCGUGGUUGGGCCGGCCCCGGUGCCGGCAUGGCCGGCGUGCUCUCGCUGACGAGCAUGGUGCUCUGCCUGGGGUUGGCACUGCUGGAGGUGAACCACAUGCAGCAGAGCGCGGUGCUGCGCAGCCAGGUGCUGACCCUCCAGCGGCGCCUGGAGAGAGUGGAGGCCGGCCUGGCUUCCGGCGAGUCAGUGUCGCCGCAGUUCCGGCAGCGUCGCUCUGUGAAUGGCCCGGCCCCGCAGACCAACGCUGCUGGCAUCCCUAUCGUGGACCGCCCGUACGGCCACCGGCCGGGCCACCAGCCCCGCACAGACGGACUGCAGGUGUACGACAGCUUCUCCAGCGGGAAGGCCGGCAGCGACGGCACCAUCCUGCCGCACCACAGGAGCAGCGCCGCCUUCCGCACCGGCAAGCUGGGUCGAGUCAACGCGGCCGAGGCGGCGCCCCAGGCGUCCACCGACCCGCGCACCACGGACCGGCCGCGCGCCGCCCAGGCUGGCGUGCAUCACCGGCGCUCCCGCGUGCGACAGGCCCGCAGGAGAAGCCGACCCCGCGCCGUGGCCCGCCGCCGCGCCGGCGCCGCCCGGCCCAAGGGCCGGUCGACGGCGGAGGCGCGCCGGGCGCCCAUCGGGUUCGCGGCCCCCUCCAGCGGCAGCGGCGGUCACAAGUCGAGGUCGGGCCACGGCAGGAGCAAGCGGCUCAUGCGCAUGAUGGAGCAGAUGCGCGACUCGCUCAGCGUCACCGCCGCCCACUUCGAGGGUCACACCGCCAACUACACGCUGUCACACCCCCACUACGCAGGUAACGGUGUGCUGCGCAACAGCCAGCCGGACGGCAUGUUCGCCGACUGGCGACACGCCGCCUGGAUGAGCCGCCACGGCUUCAGCGACGAUUUCCAGUUGUACGGCGGCCAGGUGACCGUCCGGCGACCCGGCGUCUACUACAUCUACGCCCAGAUCAAUUACUUUGAUGUCAGCGACCUCAAUGGGUUUGAAAUCCGCGUGGACAGCCGCCCGAUCGUGACGUGCCUGACGAUGGAGGGCAGCGACAACAAGCAGAAGGCCAACACGUGUCACACCAGUGCUGCCACCUACCUGAAUUCAGGUGAUUCGGUCACCAUCCAUGACCUGCAGCGGCUGCGCAUCUCUCAGUUCCUACCGGACCGUAGCUUCUUCGGCCUGGUGAGGCUGGCCGGCACGGCCAGGUAGCUCGCCGACGGAGCGCGGGGC
Messenger RNA from Pollicipes pollicipes, 1313 nucleotides. Its product is annotated as protein eiger. The coding region runs from base 57 to 1292 and encodes 411 amino acids. The record is from RefSeq and is a predicted model, not a curated record. Lineage: Eukaryota; Metazoa; Arthropoda; Thecostraca; Pollicipedomorpha; Pollicipedidae. Gene Ontology annotation, cellular component: membrane. Gene Ontology annotation, molecular function: receptor ligand activity; tumor necrosis factor receptor binding. Gene Ontology annotation, biological process: immune response. The transcript has 7 exons.